This is a messenger RNA of Hemicordylus capensis (graceful crag lizard), 6312 nucleotides long. It is a transcript of the gene MAPK1, whose product is annotated as mitogen-activated protein kinase 1. The record is from RefSeq and is a predicted model, not a curated record. NCBI's taxonomy places the organism in Eukaryota, Metazoa, Chordata, Lepidosauria, Squamata, Cordylidae. Gene Ontology annotation, cellular component: nucleus; cytoplasm. Gene Ontology annotation, molecular function: ATP binding; MAP kinase activity. The coding region runs from base 162 to 1271 and encodes 369 amino acids. Gene Ontology annotation, biological process: intracellular signal transduction; protein phosphorylation. The transcript has 9 exons.
UCGACGCCGCCGCUCGGCUCGCCUUGGAGAGUUGCGCGCUGGCAGCGGCGGCGGUUGCGGCGGCGGCGUCCUUUCCCACCAGCCCCCGGCCAGUGCCGACGAGGGCGGAGCCCAGGCCCUGCCGCCGCCCUCCCUUCUCUCCCCCACCCCCAGGCAGCAACAUGGCGGCGGUGUCAGGGGCAGCGGCGGCGGGCGGCUGUGGCAACCCGGCCGGGGCCCCGGAGAUGGUGCGAGGCCAGGUCUUCGACGUGGGGCCCCGCUACACCAACCUCUCCUACAUCGGGGAGGGCGCCUACGGGAUGGUCUGCUCUGCCUAUGACAAUAUCAACAAAGUUCGGGUGGCUAUAAAGAAAAUAAGCCCCUUUGAGCACCAGACUUACUGCCAGAGAACUCUGAGAGAGAUCAAAAUCCUGUUGCGCUUCAGGCAUGAAAAUAUUAUUGGAAUCAAUGACAUCAUCAGAGCACCAACGAUUGAACAAAUGAAAGAUGUCUACAUUGUGCAAGAUCUCAUGGAGACAGACCUUUACAAGCUCUUAAAGACCCAACAUCUCAGCAACGACCACAUCUGUUAUUUCCUGUACCAGAUCCUGAGAGGAUUAAAAUAUAUCCAUUCAGCCAAUGUGCUGCAUCGUGACCUCAAGCCUUCCAACUUGCUGCUGAACACUACUUGUGAUCUCAAGAUCUGUGACUUUGGAUUGGCUCGUGUUGCAGAUCCAGAUCAUGAUCAUACUGGGUUCCUGACAGAGUAUGUGGCCACACGUUGGUACAGAGCUCCUGAAAUCAUGUUGAAUUCUAAGGGUUAUACCAAAUCUAUUGAUAUCUGGUCUGUAGGUUGUAUUUUAGCAGAGAUGCUGUCAAACAGACCCAUCUUUCCAGGAAAACACUAUCUUGAUCAGCUGAACCACAUCCUUGGGAUCCUUGGGUCGCCUUCUCAAGAGGACUUGAACUGUAUAAUCAAUUUGAAAGCCCGGAAUUAUUUGCUUUCUCUGCCAUACAAAAAUAAGGUGCCAUUGAACAGGUUGUUUCCAAACGCUGACCCCAAAGCUCUGGAUUUGCUGGAUAAAAUGCUGACCUUCAACCCUCAUAAGAGAAUCGAAGUGGAAGAAGCUUUGGCCCAUCCAUAUCUAGAGCAGUAUUAUGACCCAAGCGACGAGCCUGUAGCUGAAGCACCCUUCAAGUUUGACAUGGAGCUGGAUGACUUGCCAAAAGAAAAACUGAAAGAACUGAUUUUUGAGGAAACAGCACGAUUCCAGCCAGGAUAUCGGUCUUAAAUUGCAUAUGGGAUGAAGGCGUUAAAGGGCUGGGCGUACUCCUCCGUGUAGAUGUUCCCUUCCUGGUUCUUUAUCUGUGGUCGUGCCUUGUGGCCAAUCUCAGCAUAUCCACUAACCACUUCAAGCCAUUCAGGAGGGCUGUUUCUGGUAGUCCUGCCUUCCAUGCUUUCAAUUGCUUCUUUAUUUAUGCCUGGGAAACUUGUCUCCGAUAACUCCCGUGUGUAAUGUCGAUGACUGACCUCCUGCACUACUGUGUACGGUCCUCUCAUACAUAACCCCCCCGCUGCUGGCAGUGGGCAGCAUCUAGACUGCAAUGGCCGUGACGAGCCGCAUUGCAGUUAAUGGGACCGAACUUGGCCAUGACUAACUUGUCUCUCUGGUUUUGGUGGGGCCUCAGUCAUAACUAACUCGGCUGGAUGCUGCCCAGGAUGUUGAAACUGCUUCCUUUCUGAUUUUGAAAGAUGCAGUGUGUUGUUUCGGGCUUUAAUCAAGAAAGAUGGCAGGCCAAGAGGUUUACGCCAUGAGAAUGUUUGUUUUUCUAGGUUUUUGUUAGUGACACUUUUUUUUUUUUUAAGCUACCAUUAGGGCACUUUAGGUCAGUGGCCUGCCCACCCGUUUGCACUUCUUUAAACAGUAGUGGUUUACUAACAUGCACAAUGCAGGCAGGCAGAUUAACAGCAGCAUCAGCCACACUAAUGUUCAGUCCUGUUUAUGCACUUGUUCUGAGUUCUUGUUAACAUAUCGGUUAAAGCUGGGCAUUGGACGAAGGCGUCUAGAGAGCGUGCUUUGUGUAACCAAACGAUGGUGCAGGGAGAGGGGCUUUCUUCUCUAACAGGUCAUAGGUACUUGUGCAAUUUUAAAGGAAUGGUACUUCUAAAGUAUUGGGGAUGGGGCCAGAGCUCAAUGGUGGAGAGUCUGCUUAGGAUGCAGAAGGUCCCAAGUUCGCUCCCUGGCAUCUCCAGGUAGAGCCGAGAGAUGUGUCUGCCUGAAGCCUUGGAAAGCUGCUGCCAGUCAGUGUAGACAAUACUGAGCUGGAUGGACCAAGGGUCAGACUCGGUAGAGGGCCGCUUCCAAUGUGAAAUUCCUGCUUUCUGUCAUGUUUCCAAGUGUUCUUGGCAGAAAGAAAGUGAGCUAGCUGCUUGGUGCUUAGUGAGAGAGCCGAUAAUUAUUCAGGACAGCAUUGCAUCUCGGAGAGUUGUUUUGUGGAGGGCACCCAUGCAGUGCACAUUAGUGAGCAGAGGCGCUUCUGUGAUCACCUUAAACCUCAUACAUCUCUUGGAUACCAGUGAAACAUUUGAUGUGUCUGUUUAUAAGCCUUGGGCAACAUUCAGGCUAAGAGGCGUGGCCCUUGAAAUCAAUGAGAUGAGCGAGUCAUUAACUGAAGUCACACUAGAGGAUGGGGCAGUCCUUCAGUGGUGGACUUGCUGCUUUUCAUGCAGGAGGUCCUGGUGGUAGCAUCUCCACCAGCAGUCUGUCUGGAACCCUGGAGAAGCCGCUGCCAGUCAGUGUAGACAAUACUGCACCAGAUGGACCAAGGGUCUGACUUGCUCUAAGGCGACUUCCUAUGUUCCUAUUAAUUUCAAUGGGAUUUAGACUGGAUGUUGCCCCACUGAAUUAUAUGUUGACAGCAAAGGAACACUGCUUCUUUAAAUAAGAAAGUUAGAAGUGGACCUUGGCGCACACAGCAUGUUGACAUCUCCAGUUUCUUUCUUGCGACCACCCCCUGGCACGAUAGCCUCUCAAAUCCUCUUGAGUUUGUGACCUGAGCUGCUGUUUGGUCCCAGCAAUGCUGAUUGUUAAGGCCACCAAACAAAGUUUAUCGAUCGGUCACGUUUCCUCGAGACGUUCUACCUUUUUUCUAAUGAUCGUUCUUCAAGUACUUGUUUCUGAAACUGUAUCAUGUGGAGUUUGCUAGGUGUUCGGUUUCCAGUGGAGUGCCUCCUUGACUUUCCCCACUGCUCCGUGGUGAGAAGUUUGCCUUGUUUCAGAUAAUUACUGUGCCCUCGCAUGACUGUUAAAAAGCUUUCUGUGCAAAAAUGAUUGUCCAAGUACCACAUGCCUAUGGUUGAAAAAAAGUUACCUCCAAGUUGUGUUAAAUGAACUUCUAUCCAACAAAUAACUUGGGGGCGGAGGGAAUAGGUUUGGGGUUUUUUUGUUUCACCUGUUCAUUUCUCUGCUCUGUUUUAAUUUGCCAGCAGUGAAGAAUGAAUUGUAUAGAGACUGCUUACUAAUAUAAACAAAAAGCGCACUUGUAAUUAAUAAAUUUUUAAUCUUGUAUCUUUAUAUUUACCUUUCAAACAGUUUGAUUUGAUCUCUGAUCAUCCUGAUUUCCAUCUUCAUGCUUUAUUUGGCUACUGUGGUAUUUAAGGACGCUUGUUUGUGUAUAGCACGAGUUUUAUUUGUCAAUAUAAUUUAGAAAGCUGUUAACCUAGAUUCUUGACAGAUCUAUUUUUAUGCAUAUUUACUAAGAUCAAUAAGACAUAUUCCCAAAUAAUUGUAUAUAGGAUUAUGGCCCCAGGCCCUGAUCCAGCUCAAGUUAAUCAUUACAAAGUUCAGUUUAAGACUUAAAUUGGUCAUAGCUAAGCAGUUUGGAUGGGGCAUGCAUGUUUCUGUGUAAACAUGAAUUCUUUGAGACUUAGUGAGUGAUCUUAAUCUAAUAUAUGGUUUUGCUUUCUAGCCAACUGUCUUUCUGUAUGCUAGUCAGUUUUAGUUACUAGUAGCUUCAGCUGGAUUGGGGCCCCAUGUAUCAGGGUGCUUGCAGGACACACAAUUCUUAAUAUUUUAAGUAUUUCAUUUGCACAAGCCAACUUUUAAUGAACAGAACUUCAAAGGGCAUUUUCUAUUCACUUUUGUGGUCCAUAGUACUCCUUCUUUGUAAAACACAGACUGGGAACAUUGUUGGGAAACUCUGCACAAGUGACUUGGCAGAUGAUCUUUGAUCCUGCACUUGACUGUUCAUCUUGUGUGGAAACUUUUCUUGGGCUUUUCUGCACAUUGCAUUCACAACUUCACUAAAAUGCCUGCACGUAGCUGAUAGGCUUCACCAUAACCCAGGUCUCACUCCUGCUGGAACAUCGCAGCAUUAACUUGGUGGAUUUUGAAAGAUGACUGUUAACAAAAACUAGUGAGAACACCACGGUUUUGUUAAAGAACAGCUAUAAUUGCUUUUCAUCUUUAUCUCCCUGCAUCUACAUGUUGACUGUGUUUAAUUUGUAUUCUCUUCUAAUUUACAUUUGUACACACCAAUCACUGUUGUGAAUUAAUAUCUGGUGCCUGAGGCACUCUUUCUGUGUGUCAGAUAUUGAACUGAAACUGUUAACUUGCAGUCAGUGAAUGCUGUCGAGCUUGAAUUUCUGCCUUGAUAAGGGCAGAAAUUUUGACAGAAUAGGAAGGCUUUUAAAAUGUUCAACAAUGUGUACUUCUAAUUGUGUGGUUCCCCCCUUUCCUAUCCUAGUCUGUCUUUCUGCAUACUCUUUUUGGAAAUUCCUACAAGAACUAUGAAAACUCUGAACUGCCAUUAUUGAUGUGGUGUGCAGUGAUAUUAAAGCUUAUGCAGAGCCCUGUGGUAUAAAGAUUGCCGCUGUUGUGAGUUGACUGAAGAGUGUGCAUAGUCACUGCUCACUGUGUGAAAUCCUUUGGAUGAAUUCAUAUUCCACAUGGAUGUGAUAGAUAUUGAUGAGGCAAUAUACAGCAUUCCCCUCUGAUGCGGUCAGUCUGAAUGCAUUCUCCAUUCAGCUCACAUCAGCCACAGCGGACACAAGCUGUUGAACACCCUAGUCUUAAACUAACAAGCCCCUGCAAGUCCUUAGCAGUGUAAAGCAACAAGAUUUUGUCUCCUGUGACUGCACUUUGUUGUUGGAAGCCUAAUUUUCCUCCUAAAGCCAUACACGUAUGUCAUACAUGGGGAGCUUUGUAAUGCAUACUCAAUACACCCAGGUCAGCUUUCACUGGUCUCUGGUGUUAACAGAAGUCUGUUUCUACUGUAACAUAUUUCAAUAUGAAACUGCCUUCUACUUAGACCAGUGGUCUAUCUAGCCCCAACAGCGGCUCUUUGGCCCUGGGGGAAGCUUUCUCAACCCUGUUACCAGGGAUCCAGAAAUCCUGGAAAUAGCAAUGAUUUAACCUGGGAUUCUCCUGGCUUGCAGUUCUCCCACUGUGCUGUGGACGCAUCUGCUCUACUAAAGUAUAUCGGAAAGAUGGAGUUGAUUUCUGUACACUUUUAGUAUAUGACUCCGUGCUUAAUGAAUCAAUUUUUGACUAGUCCAGACAAAAAAACCAGCGUCAACUUUAGUCCCUUGCAUAGUACUUCUAUAUUUAUAAAGCAAUGUUUUGAAAUAUUCCCAAGUUUUAAGGGGAAGUAUUUUUGUAAGUGUCUCAGUUAAAAGUCCAAGAAAUCCUUUUAACACAAGUUUGAAAUAGGUUUAUGCUUUUAAAAGAAUUGGAUUGGAAUUUUUAAAAAUCUCAAGUAAUAGAAAGUGCACAUGAAUGAAGCCCUUCCUACAAUCAGUAUUGUUGCCUGUGCUUUGAUUAGAAUGGAAUACUGGGAGAAAUUCAGCAGGACAGCUAACCAUCUAAACCCAGAACAAACCUUUUAAAAGUUGCAGCAGGGUUGCUUACAAUUGUUGCCUUUUCUUGUGGUGUUUGUGUGGAGCCGUUUCUACAGGAAAUACUUUUGCGUUGUAUUUGAUUUGUACUGUGGUGCCUUAGCCAUGUACCCCAAUCAUACUGCAUAGCUGACUUUUAGUUCAUGGUAAGUUUAAAACCGAAGACAAAAGCAGAAUUUUAUAUAUUUUAAAACAAAUGGUUUUUCUGUACGUUGUAGUGUAACAACUAAACAUUUAUAUUGUGUGACAGAUUUGUGAUUUUGGGUUAAUAUAAUGCGUAGAAUGAUUGUAAUUAGGAAAGGUUUAUAUUUUGUCUUAAUUCUGUUGAUGUAAGCGUACAUAUUUUUUUAAAUCAGUUAAUUAAAUGUCUUGUUAGUAUAUGCCAUCUGAUUCUUGUAAAAACAAAUGUGAUGGAAUUAUUAAAUUGUGAUCCUGCA